GACAGAACAUUGUUUUUGGUAUCAACAACACAACCACGAGAAUAUAAUCAACCAUGCCGAUAUAUGAAUCCUCGGAGUCCGACAAUGAGACCAUCCCACGGGUAAAGCUGUUCGGACGUGAAAGGCCUAUGCAUUCUAUUCUUGGAGGAGGGAAAGUUGCUGAUGUAUUACUAUGGAGGGAAAGAAACUUAUCAGCCGCGUUAUUAAUUGGAGUGACAGCCAUAUGGUUUCUCUUCGAGGUGGUUGAGUACAAUUUCGUGACCCUUCUCUGUCACAUCUCCAUCACCACAAUGCUUGUUAUCUUCAUAUGGGGCAUGUUUGCAGAUUAUUUUGGAUGUACUCGCCCGAAGAUCCCUGAGUUGUUGUCGAAUGAACACGCCUUCAGAGAAGUUGUUUCCGCCUUCCAUUGGAGGUUCAAUCAAUUCUUGUCAAAGUUCCUUCACAUUGCUGGUGGAAAAGACCCCGUUCACUUCUUUUUGGUAAUUGUUUCUCUGUACAUAAUAUCAGUGAUCGGAUCCUAUUUCGACUUUGUGAAUCUUCUGUUCAUUGGCUUUCUCUGUAUGGAGACCCUGCCAUACCUGUACACUAAAUUCGAGAAUGAAGUUGAUUAUCAUGCUGGGCAAAUGACCCGGAAGGCGAGCAAACUGUACAGAAGGUUUGAUUCUAGAGUUCUUACCAAGAUACCGAGAGGACCAGUAAAGGAGAAGAAGCACGCAUAAAUAACAUAGUAGCGUGCAAAAUCGGGAUUUCCUCUUUGUUUCCAUUGCAGAUGUACAUUUCCUUAAACAUGUAAAAACUACAAAAUCAUUGUUGUAUUGUAUAUUUGAAGUUCUUACCAUGGAACAGAAGCUAAUGAAAUAUGUUUGAUGGGUGGUCUAAUAAA
Molecule: messenger RNA, 883 nt
Organism: Theobroma cacao (cacao)
Lineage: Eukaryota; Viridiplantae; Streptophyta; Magnoliopsida; Malvales; Malvaceae
Product: Reticulon family protein
Biological process (GO): response to bacterium
Source: RefSeq, a predicted model, not a curated record